CCUUCUCUGAAAUUUGACAUUCAGCCUUAUUUAUAUGGAAGGAGGGAAUCAAUUUUAACAUGAUUCCCGAAUUUUGCACCUCUUAUAUGUGCAAUGCGCCUCUUUCCCAGAAUUUCAACGGCUAGGUUCAGCUCAACAGCUUUUGCAGCUCGCAAACAAUGGUCGCCUUCGCCUCCAGGUCAUUUUGCCCGCUUAAAUUUAAAGAAUAGGCUGGAGUCCAAUUUGAAUCCCUCCCGCAAAAAUGGUGCUUCCAAUCGCAACCAAAACGGGCGCGUGGCAAACCAGACCUAUGGCAUAUUUCGAAAGUUAGCUCUCGACAGAUAUGACUUGAUGAUGAAUUCAUCACGGAGUUGGGCCGCCAAGCAUGAAGACUAUAGAGCUUUCGGGAUUAAUUCGAAGCUCGAUUUCGAGCGUGAGGCCAAAUUAUUCAGACUCUCCAUUGAAAAGUCUUACGACCUUGCUAGCGAAAAUAAUGCUGUCUCUAAUGCUGACAACCCUCUCUUCUGGGGCCUGCGCAAGGCAUUCGUUGAAAAAGAUAUCGGAGGGCUUACCGAUCAGCUAGCUUUCGCAUUUCAAAACUUUCUCAUGCGUUCUAGAUUCCCUAAAAACAUCGUCACCACCCAUAAGAAGAUUGCGGACUUCCGUUAUCCGCAUGAAUGGUUCCCCGCAACCAGGGCCUUGCAACGUACCAUCCACCUGCAUGUUGGUCCAACGAACUCGGGAAAGACGUAUAACGCCCUGAAGGCACUUGAAAAUUCCAAGUCUGGAAUCUAUGCAGGUCCGCUCCGCUUGUUAGCACACGAAGUUUAUUCUCGGUUCCUCGCUAAAGGCAAGAAAUGCGCUUUGGUCACUGGCGAAGAACAACGUAUCCCUGAAAAUGAGGACAACUAUUUUCGAAGUUGCACCGUCGAGAUGACACCCCUUAAUCACCAAGUGGACGUUGCGGUUAUAGACGAAAUCCAAAUGAUUGGGGAUAUCGAAAGGGGGUGGGCGUGGACACAAGCCUUCCUCGGUGUGCAGGCCAAGGAAGUCCACCUCUGUGGAGAGGAGCGCACCGUAAAGCUGAUCCAAUCUAUGUGCGCCACCAUUGGCGAUAAGUGCAUCGUCCAUCGAUAUAAAAGGCUUAGCCCACUAGAAACCAUGGGCACAAGUUUGAACGGCCAGUUCAAGUACCUUCAAAAAGGCGACGCCGUUGUCGCGUUUUCAAGAAUCGGUAUACACGCAUUAAAAAAGCAGAUAGAGGACGAGACGGGGCGCCGUUGCGCUAUGGUGUACGGAUCGCUGCCGCCCGAGACUCGUGCUCAACAAGCCGCACUCUUUAAUGACCCUGACAACGAUUACGAUUUUCUCGUCGCCAGUGAUGCUAUCGGUAUGGGCCUCAAUUUGGAAAUCAAGAGAGUCAUUUUCGAGCAAACGCAUAAACGUACCAAAGCUGGUUAUCGGCGGAUGACUACUUCUGAAAUAAAGCAAAUAGGAGGCAGGGCUGGUCGUUUUAGGACAGCACGCCAGGCGGCUGCACCCUCGGGUUUGAACGGGGAACAGACAACCAUACCACCAAAAGCCGGUCAACCAGGACUAGUAACAGCUUUGGACAAUUUUGACCUGGAUAUUGUAAAGGAGGCGUUUUCCACAGAGCCGGAGCCUAUCCGAACAGCCGGCAUACAACCUCCACCUGCAGUAAUUGAGCGAUUCUCAUCCUAUUUCCCUCCCAACACGCCCUUCAGCUACAUAUUAUCCCACCUACGCGACCUCGCUCAAGUCACCUCCAGAUUUCACCUUUGUGAUUUAGGAGAGAUAAUGGAGGUUGCCGAUAUAAUUCAGCCUUUUCCUAUGUCGGUCUAUGAUCGCUGUGUAUUUUUGAAUGCGCCAGUAGCGCUCCGAGAGAGAGCAGGAGCGCUUGUGGUACAAGCAUUUGCAAGAUGUGUCUCCGAGAUGGAGGGUGGCGAACUCAUCAAUAUUCCAGAGAUCGACCUAGAGCUUCUUGAUGUUGAAGAGGAAACUUAUCCCGACCGUGCCGAAUACCUACGACGACUAGAGUCCCUUCACAAAACGAUAACACUCUACCUAUGGCUAAGUUACCGUUAUUCCGGCGUGUUUCGCAGCCAGAGUCUUGCAUUCCACGUUAAAGAACUAGUAGAGGCGCGAAUCAAUGCUCAUCUAUCCCGGGUUAAAGUCAACGCUGCCGCGCAUAGAGCUAGGUUACAACAUAUUCGGGGACGUGUGUCGCGAGCCCAGGAUAACAAGAAGGCUAUACUUGGAGAGGAUAGUUCGGAUGGUGAUUCCCAACACGAACUGGUAGGCGAUUGGAAUGAGGAGGGACAUGGAGAACCUCUCUACAACGAACCCGAGGAACUAGAACAAAUCACCCGAUUGAGCCCCGAAUCUACUGACAGUAGCAAUCGCCGGAAGGCCCGGCACGCGUAAAUGGAUGAUAUUGUAUAUAAAUAGACGUGUAAAAACAUUGUA
Messenger RNA from Hypoxylon trugodes, 2466 nucleotides. Its product is annotated as P-loop containing nucleoside triphosphate hydrolase protein. The transcript has 2 exons. Gene Ontology annotation, molecular function: RNA helicase activity; hydrolase activity, acting on acid anhydrides; ATP binding. Lineage: Eukaryota; Fungi; Ascomycota; Sordariomycetes; Xylariales; Hypoxylaceae. The coding region runs from base 94 to 2424 and encodes 776 amino acids. The record is from RefSeq and is a predicted model, not a curated record. Gene Ontology annotation, cellular component: mitochondrial degradosome. Gene Ontology annotation, biological process: mitochondrial RNA 3'-end processing; RNA catabolic process.